Molecule: messenger RNA, 1520 nt
Organism: Salvelinus namaycush (lake trout)
Lineage: Eukaryota; Metazoa; Chordata; Actinopteri; Salmoniformes; Salmonidae
Exons: 5
Coding region: 78-590 (170 amino acids)
Source: RefSeq, a predicted model, not a curated record
CUGUCUGUGUCGAGGUGUGUGGCAUUUGACAAUGGACUAUUGAAUAAGAGAGAGGGGGAUCUUGUAGCUUGAUAGAAAUGGGUGACUGUGGUGAUCGUGCCAUGGAAGGGUCAUACAGCGCAAAGAAAGUGCUUCCUCAGCGGCCAGGAUUUCGACACCACCGAAAAGAGAACUAUGUGUGCCGCGAGCCCCUGUCCCGGCAGUCUACAGAGUUUAGUGAGGUCCCGGAGGGGACUCAGACACAGUCCCAGCAGCCGCCCAGGGUGAAACUGAACGGCUCCACUGUGGAGACACCCAGCCACCACGACCUGCACCGCGAACUACUGCUCAGCACCAAACGAGGCCUGUUACCGGGAGAGAAGCCUGAGCUGAAGCGAGUCCUGGAACAGAGGAGGCUGGAGCAGCAUAGAGAGCAGGAACUGGCUCUACGGCCUCCUUUAGAACUGGAGACUGAACUACGCAAGAGACAGCAGAUACUGCUGGAGUAUGAGCAGGAGGAGAUCAGGCGUCGAGAGGAGCAGGAGAAAGGUGUCCCUGAGUUUGUUCGCGUGAAGGACAACCUGAGGCGCACACAGGUGUCUGGGCAAUGAAGGCCACAUGAUGCUCUGUCCCUUCCCAUCACCCCCCGCAGCCUCCCACCACAAAGGCUCUGGCUGCGGCCCGUUUCUACACCCAAGAGUCCAAAGACUGCACUUCUACACCUCCCUCACCAGAAUGGUUCUGCCAUUACAAUGCGACCACCCUCCUGUUUCACCCUCCACCAGCCUCCACUGUGCCCCAUAACCUACAGCUAUAUGAUGAGGGUCAACUUCACUGCAGCAAGUUACUAAAAUGACUACUACUGGGACUGAUAUGCAUCUCUUGCUGGACUGUUUAUACUUUGUGAAAAAAGCAAAUAAAGAAUAAAAUAAGAAAAUGUGUGAUAAAUAUAAAGCAAUGUAGGAACUGGUCAAUAGGUUUCAAUGUAGGAACUGGUCAAUAGGUUUCAAUGUAGGAACUGGUCAAUAGGUUUCAAUGUAGGAACUGGUCAAUAGGUUUCAAUGUAGGAACUGGUCAAUAGGUUUCAAUGUAGGAACUGGUCAAUAGGUUUCAAUGUAGGAACUGGUCAAUAGGUUUCAAUGUAGGAACUGGUCAAUAGGUUUCAAUGUAGAGAAUGUGAGUGAAAGUGCAUAGGUCUACUGUAAAUGAUGUGUAUGUUCAGGACAAAUAUUUUGUUCUUUAUGAAUAGAUUCAUUAUUUUUCUAAGUAUUUUUUUAUUAUUUACUAGAAACACUUUUUGUUUUGAAGUCUGCAUUCAAGUCAGUCACUUGGUUUACAGCAGCAUAGUGUCAAUGUGUUCAUUUUUGGGUUUGUUUAUUUUUUUUCAAAGUCAAUAGUGGUUACUCCACUAUUGGACACAUGACAGUGACUGGAACUCUGGAUUUUGUCGUUAAAGCAUCAGUUGUCACUCAUAGCUAAACCACCAAUGACAGAUGGUAUGUGUAUUAGUCCUAUUCGUUUAAAUGAAUUGUUUGCCUGUU